Molecule: messenger RNA, 4754 nt
Organism: Phascolarctos cinereus (koala)
Lineage: Eukaryota; Metazoa; Chordata; Mammalia; Diprotodontia; Phascolarctidae
Gene: ZDHHC21
Product: zDHHC palmitoyltransferase 21
Molecular function (GO): palmitoyltransferase activity
Source: RefSeq, a predicted model, not a curated record
GCAGAGUCACACAGCUAGUGAGUGCCUGAGAGGGGUUCAAACACAUAUCGUACUGACCUUAGUUCUGAACUUGAUCCACUAUACCAACCUGCCUCAGGCUUUCAUGGAGAACUGUUAUUGGAUAUGGAUCCAUUUGGUCAGAUGUAGUAUUAAAGAAUGAAGAAAGAAAAAAUUCCUAAUUAGUGCUACAGACAUUACAAGUAAUUUCCACCUCAGCAAAUUUGCUAUUGAGCUGGUGGAGGACGACUGUUUCUUCUCAUACACCCAAAUUGGAAGGAUUAUGCUGGGCUACCUUCAGCUAACCAGGAUCACCUUCCCUUGUUGACUAGUAGUCAUAAAUUAUACAAUGGGUCUACGGAUUCACUUUGUUGUUGACCCACAUGGUUGGUGCUGCAUGGGUUUGAUUGUCUUUGUCUGGUUAUACAAUAUUGUCAUAAUUCCCAAAAUUGUCCUCUUUCCUCACUAUGAAGAAGGACAUAUCCCAGGCAUAUUAAUAAUAUUCUUCUAUGGUAUUGCCAUGUUUUGUUUGGUGGCCUUAGUGAGAGCCUCAAUAACUGAUCCAGGAAGACUCCCUGAAAAUCCAAAGAUUCCACAUGGAGAAAGGGAAUUUUGGGAAUUAUGUAAUAAAUGUAAUUUGAUGAGACCAAAGCGUUCCCAUCACUGCAGCCGAUGUGGUCACUGUGUUAGGAGAAUGGAUCAUCAUUGUCCGUGGAUUAAUAAUUGUGUUGGUGAAGAUAAUCAUUGGCUUUUUCUGCAACUAUGUUUCUACACAGAGCUUCUUACUUGCUACGCAUUGAUGUUUUCUUUCUGCCACUAUUACUACUUUCUGCCAUUAAAAAAGCGUAACUUGGAUCUCUUUGUAGUUAGACAUGAAUUGGCCAUAAUGAGACUAGCUGCUUUCAUGGGAAUAACUAUGUUAGUUGGAAUAACUGGACUCUUUUAUACACAACUCAUUGGCAUCAUCACUGAUACAACAUCUAUUGAAAAGAUGUCAAAUUGUUGUGAAGAAAUAUCGAGGCCCCGAAAGCCAUGGCAGCAGACCUUCUCAGAAGUUUUUGGCACUCGUUGGAAGAUCCUGUGGUUCAUUCCUUUCAGGCAGAGGCAACCACUGAGAGUUCCCUACCAUUUUGCCAAUCACGUCUAAACAGAUGGAUGGUGGGCACAGAUGGGUCCUCCAUGCUGGAAAUGCGUUACAGGUUUUAUGAUAAUAGAACUAUGACAGUCUUCAAGUCAAUUAAAAUCCACCCACCAAUCUUAGGCAUCAUAAUGUGCCCCAGGCUUUAUUUUAAUAGUGAUCUUGAUCCUGUUGUGGGACUGAUACAAGAUCUAUAUUUAAGUUUUAAAGCGUGUUUACUUUCACAUUAGCUUUCCACAGGGAUUUCUUUAAACUCAUUUGUUGUUAAACUCAAAAGGUAAUGAUUGAGAUGAAAUUGUACACAGUUUUUUUUUUAGUAUAAGCUAUUAGUAACUUUAUUUUGUGCAAAAUCACAGAUGUUUACUUAAAUUCUGUAUUUUCAAACCGUAUGACCAGAUCUGAACUUCUUCAGGGUUUUCUUUUUAAACAGACCUUCUAUGCAGAUUUUCUUUUCUGAUGUAAUUGUAAAUCGUUAAUGCCUCCUUUUUCUUUAUACUGCAUGAUAUUAACCAUACAGCAAAGCCCUGAAAACAGGCAGUGUAUUUUAUAAGAAGCAAAUUUCUUCCUAAUGGUCUCCUCCAUAUUUUUCCUACUUCCUUCCCCAAAAAAAAGUCUUUUAAAGGAAAGACUUAAGAUUCUCAUCUUUUAAGCAGAGCAUUUCAAGAAAAGAAAAAAAAUAACCUACACAUUUUUACUACUGAGAUUAUCACUCUUAUGUUGAUAAAAGAUGUUUAGGGCAAAGACCCAAAGGAAAUAUGUGACUAAUACGUAUAUUUUCCUGUUUUCCACUGAGAUUUGUUUUCUUUAUUUGUUUCUAAUAAUUUAUAAUAAUUUCAUUUCUACCUUUUCUCACAUUAGGAUUCAUACAUUUGAAAAGUCCAUUUGAUUUUAAUAUAUAAUAUAUAGUAUAUAGAGGAAUAUAUGUGUGUAAAAAUAGACUCCAACUUUUAUCUUCUGAUAGAACUAGAAUUGCUUUUUGAGUGUUUAUAUUUAAGAAUAUUGACCAGUGGAAUAUUUUAAGGUAUUCUUUUAUACACUUACUGUUGUUACAGAUAAGUAACCAAUUUCUGGUGUCAGUAAAUGAAAUUGAAAUUUAGUUUUUAUUGGCCGACUGAAUUAGGGCUUAAAUAUUAUUUUGUUGUUAUUGGGGUCCCUUUUUAUUGGCAAUGGCUACUGUUAUGAGAUGGCCUUAAAUCGUUAGGGAAAUUUAAUUGUUUGCAAAUUUAUAUUAGCCUUUUUGAUUUUACCAAACUAAAAUGGGAUCAUAAUGAUGGUAUUUUUGGAAGAUAGAGAAUACGUGGGUAAAUGGGCAGCAUGUUUUGAGGAGUUCAUCUAUUUUAUUAUAGCAUUCAGAACUUUUAAAAAAUCACAUUUUACUUACAGAGUAAAUUGGAGGUUUUUGGCAUUUUCCACCUGUUUACCUUCUAAUAUGUUAGUUUUUUGCUUUCUCUUAUCUUACUGUUCAGGUAAUCACAUCUGGGAAAUAAUGAAACAGAAAUUUGGCAUAGCCUGGAAAUUUUAUUAUAGACAUUGUUUUGAGAUAUUGUAUAUAACCUUUAAAAAUAUUCUGUAGUAAUAGAGUAAGAGCCCAAGAAAUAUUGGCAUCAUGUUUUCAUGGUCUGAAUAUAGUGUUUUAAAAAAACUUAAAUAUUUAAUAGCAGCAAGUGAACGUAUUUAUUGGUGCUGACAGGGUACAUAGUUUAAUAUAAAAAAUAACCUUGUUGCUCCUGGCCAAGUGCUAAGAUAUCACUUACAAGAACUAUUUAAAUACAAAAUUCUUGUGAAACCAGGCACAUAAUCAGGAUUCUCUACAUCUUAUAUGCUAAACAAAUUUUACCUGAUUGAUAAUUGGACACUUGGAGAUGUGAAGCCAGUUCUAGGCAAUACAUAAAUGUCAGUAAAACAGAUCUUUGUAAGCCAGGACCAUAAGGAAGCAAUAGGUCCUCUUGGAGAGCUCACAAAUAUAGGAAGUAGGUUAUGUUUGUACCUUGUACACUGAAGGGAGCCACCCAGGAAGAUGCCUAGGAGAGAGCUACCAUUCCUACUUCUAUAUUAAAGUGAAGAAGCCAAAGCAUCACUGCCUUCUCAAAGGACAAGGGCUUGGGCUGGUUGGGUUUGGGACUCAGAGUAGAGAAGAUAAGCAUUGCAUUAUGUUCUAGAAUAGAAUUCAAAGCGCGAAAUGGAAGACCUCUCACUCUUUCCUCCUUCUUCCCUGUUCUUCUGUCUAUAUAACUACACUACCCUGGCCUUACACUAUCUCUGCCAGACCCAUGGAACACAAAUCCAAGGACCAGGCAAGGGAUUAUAUUAUUUAUUUCAGUGACAGAUACAUUGCAUAUCAAUAUAUGUAUAUUUUACAUAUAUACACAUAAAGAAUACAUGCAAAUGCUAUAGUUUUCAGCAUUCCCAAAUUAUCCAAUUAGCACACAUUUAUCCUGUGAUUCUUGAUAUUCAUCUAUUAGAGAAAAUAACUUGAACGGUCUCCAAGGUAGAGCACAAACUCUGAUGUUCUCUAUGCGCCCUCUCUUGGCUAACUGUUGAAAUUAAAUUUAUUGACAAGAGAUUUAUUGUUUUGCUUUGGUUGUGACAACUAAGAAACCAAAUCUUUUCAGUGAUGGAAAAUUAAAUUUUAACAAAAGUACAUAAGGAAAACAUAAAGUCUUUAAAAAAUGAAUGUGUGUAUGUAUAUGUCAGUUUCCAGUUCAUAAGUUAUUAUGUCUCAUUUAAAUAUAUUUUAUAUUAUUAUUUAGUAAAUUUUCAUUAUAAAUUUUCAGUUAAUAUUACAUGGGCACAAUCAUGAUUUUUCUUUUUGAGCUACAUGGAUAAUCUAUUCAUUAAUUUUGUUUGAUAAAUCUAUUUGAGUUAAAGAUGAAUACUGACGCUGCAGUUAAAUUGUUAAGUAUAGGCAUUCAAUGCUUUAAAAAUAUUUAAAGAAUUUUUUUAAAUCUCUUUUUAAAAGGCUACAUAUGUCUAAUAAGAGUUUAUUUUGUUUUUCAGUUUUGUCUUUUCAUUGAGCAUCUCAGUCCAUUUAAUACCUUUAUCUUUAGUAUUCAAUUAAUUUAUUGUGAGCUUUAUAUAAAUAUUGAAACAAUAAAUAUGUUGAGAACUGAAAAGAAUUACUGACAGUGGAAAAGAUAUGAUGCCAUUAGUAUUGUGGCUGAUAGACUCUGCAUGUUGCAUAAAAGUAAUUCUUUAGAAAUACCUCAUUUUUUAUUAAAUAGAAUGUGUCAAAGGAGGUACUAGCCACAGAAAAGUCAUUGGGGUUGUGGAAAAUAAAGUCUUUACCUUUUUCCAGUGUUCUAAAAAUUGGAAACCACGCCUCCUGAGGAACAAAACUUAUCUUUGUUUUUUACUUGCAAACAGAUUUACUUAUGUAAGAUAUAGUGCUUAGCUUAGCAUUUACAUAUUUAUAUGGAACUUCACUGAAGUAUUCAUGGUAUGUUAUGUCUCAAGUUUAGUUUAAAAAUACUUAGAAACCAGCAUUCUGUUAUGAGAAAUCUGUUAUUUUGCCUAAGAAUUACGCAGGAAAAAAUUUAUUUUGGUAGACAUAAAGAAUUUAAAAUUUCAAUUAAAUCUUUAAUCGUUAUUUUUCUGCAGAAAGCUUCGUUUACUUUAAAAA